Molecule: messenger RNA, 1779 nt
Organism: Capronia epimyces CBS 606.96
Lineage: Eukaryota; Fungi; Ascomycota; Eurotiomycetes; Chaetothyriales; Herpotrichiellaceae
Product: retrograde regulation protein 2
Exons: 3
Coding region: 1-1779 (592 amino acids)
Biological process (GO): regulation of transcription by RNA polymerase II
Source: RefSeq, a predicted model, not a curated record
AUGGUGUUGCGCACUCCGUCGCCAAGCAGCCUGUAUGGCCUAGUGGACAUGGGCAGCAAUGGCAUCCGCUUCUCCGUCACCGACCUCUCCCCUCCUACAGCGCGCUGCCUGCCCACCCUCUAUCAGGACCGCGAGGGCAUCUCCUUGUUCGACGCCCAAUAUAGCACCGGCGUCAAGGGGCCGAUUCCACAAGAAACUAUUGACGAGGUGCUGUCUUCACUCUUGAAGUUCAAGACCGUCUGUGCCGACUUUGGCGUGCCCGAGACCAACAUUCGCAUCCUUGCUACCGAGGCUACUAGAACUGCCGCCAAUUCGGAGGACUUCCGACAACAGAUCCGACAUGCUACGGGCUGGGAGGUUAACAUGUUGCCCAAGGAGGCCGAAGGGAGGAUAGGGGCCAUGGGCGUGGCCAGCAGUUUCGCGAGCGUGGAGGGACUGGUUAUGGAUUUGGGAGGAGGAAGCACCCAGAUCACAUGGAUGAUGGCCAAAGAUGGGAAAGUCGAGACCAGUCCCAAGGGCAGUAUCAGUUUCCCGUACGGCGCGGCAGCCCUGACCCGGCAACUUGCUGAGCUUUCGAAGUCCGACUCUGACGCUGCAGCACAUUCGAGACAGAGAUCAAACAAGACAGGAACCGAUCAGCUGGAAGAGGAAAUGAAGAUCCAAUUCAGUCAGGCGUACGACGAACUCGACCUGCCGGACGUGCUCAAAUACAAGGCCAAACAUGGCGGUCUGACCCUGUACUUGUCUGGUGGAGGCUUCCGGGGGUGGGGAUAUCUCUUGAUGUCGAAGCACAAGGUGUCACCGUAUCCAAUUCCCAUCAUCAACGGGUUUCAGGUGGUGAAACGCCAGUUCCAGCAGACGGCUGAGAUCUCGGCCCUGGCGGCCGAGGAGUCAGUUUUCCGCAUUUCGAACCGCCGCGCGGCACAAGUGCCCGCGGUGGCCUUUCUCGUCAAUGUCCUGGUCGACGCGCUACCCAUGAUCACGCAAAUCCGGUUCUGCCAGGGCGGUGUGCGUGAAGGGUUCCUGUUCGACGCACUCGACACUGCCACCAAGGUUCUCGAUCCUCUAUCCACGGCCAGCGCACCAUACGGCACACCUUCUGCCGGCGAUCUUGCGGACCUGUUGUCCUCAGGCCUGCCCGGUGAGAAUGACUUGGGCCGCUCGCUCCCAGCCACAUUUACCCCGUCCUUGGUUCGCGCGCUUUCAGAUAUGAUGUAUCUACAUCUGCCGCUGCCAAAGGAAUCGCGCGCCGUGGCCGCCCUGCACGUGCCGCUGACAGGCGUGCUGGCCUCAGCACACGGCAUCUCGCACACGGACCGGGCGCUGCUGGCUCUGGCUCUUUGCGCCAGAUGGGACGGUGGCGACGGCAGCCUGCCACCGCCGUACACGGACUUGCAAGCACGCCUGUGCGCCACCCUCACCCACCAGGAGGUUUUCUGGGCAAAGUACCUGGGUGCGCUGGCCGGCCUGGUCGGUGUCGUGUACCCGGCCGGCCGAGUCGAUCGGAGUCGACCCCGGCUGCAAUUGAGCGCGCGCUGGGCCGAGGGCUUGGGUAAGAAGGGCCUGAAUCAGGGCGUCGUGCUGCACAUCAAGUGUCGCCGCCGUCAUCAGGCAGAGGAAAGACGACCUGAAUGGGAGAUGGAUGCCAUGACCGCCCCGGCCGUGCUAAACCCGCUGGUUCACGAACUGGAGAAGAUAGGCAAGAAGAAGAACCGCGUCGGCGGCGAACAUGGCUACGGCGUGCCCAUCGAGGUGGAGAUUGAGCGAGUAUUGGAUUGA